AUGGUCCACGCUCUCGAGAUCGCCAACGAGGUCGAGAUGCCUUCGUCUGACGUCGACGGCUUGAACGCGGAUCUAUACGCAUCGGACCUUCCUCUAUCGCUCGCCAGUGGACUGGCCUCACUCCAAGCGACAACUCAUCCCACAAGUGUCAAUGGUCCCACAGAAAUUGAGCUCGCGUCUAGUCCUUGCUUUGCCAAACCAGUAUCCUGGCACGCGAUUGACGCGGCCAUCACGGAACGCAAGGCCAAUAUGCAGCAGGACAUAGCCGCACAGGAGCUUCGCGCUGCGAAGCGUUGUCUGGACCUGCGAGAGAGUAUCACUCGCACCGCCCAGGCGAAGAUUUUCGACCCUGAUCCGCUCGUUGUGCCCAGAUCCUGGCCGAUAUCGGGAACUCCCAUUAGGAUGUUGGUGGAGCAUCCUACCUUGUUUCAGGAGUACCUGGAAGGCGAACGGUUUUCCCGUGUGGCGAUCAAAAUACGAAGGGAAUAUCUUGAAACCGAAGACUGUGUUUCACCAGAGAUCAGACGUCUUGCUGCCAUGGAGGCAGACUUCAGGAACACGCAGUCGUCAAGGGCACUGGUCGAUCUCCUGCUUGAGGCCAUCCAGCAUGUGACGCAAAAGCUCGUCUUAGAGAUUACGGAGGGUGAAAAGACUACGAAGAGGCCUGUAUCGAAGCUAUGUCGUCGCCUGUUGGCUCAUUCGACCCACACGAACGGUGAGCUCAUUCAGGCCGUAGAAGCAAUCAAUGAUAUGGAACGAGAACAUAUGCCAUGGCGAUACAACGCUCUGGACGGUUCCAAGAAUACUUCGCCAAUCUCGGACAUACCUUCUGCAAUCCCUCCACUAGACUCACCGCCGGCUGAUGAUAUCUGUCUUUCACCGGAGCCAAUCUCUUCGCCAACACCGAACGAAACAUCUCCGUCCAAGGACCCGCGUCGGCUCCGUGUAAAGUUCCAAGAGAAUCUGCCAUCACGCAGUUCAGGUAAAUGGAGAAUACCACGCAAGAGCCAAUCAAAUCCCUCGCGCAAGCCACUGAGUAGUCAGUCCUUGCCCCGUGGGCAGCGAGCUGUGCAGAUGAGAGGUAGGAGCCACUACCGAGAUACCGAUAUUAGCCAUUUGACACAUCCCAUUGUGAUGAUGGAGUUCAGCAAAGGCUAUUGGUAUAACGGCCAUUGGUAUGAGCACUCGCAGCCGCGUCAGUCGUCUUCAUCCGAAGCAAGGCCAACCGACCUCAAUCCCGCUCCUGGUCUCAUAAUUCAUCCUGCGGCUUCAAGGCCAGCGUCAACAAGGCCGGAAGCAACCCUCUCGCCAGAGUCUUCGCUCGCGAAUACUGGCAAGAAGCGUCAGGCAAGCGAGGAACUGCCUGUUACAAGCGAUUGCGAAACAAAGCCGGCCAAACGACCCAACAGGAGUGAACGCGACGGAAACGCCCACUCCGAGCAAGUAGAAAGUCGCGAUGCCAAUCUCGAAGAAGGCGUGUCUAUGUUUCACACAUCUCCUUCAGCACGCCAUCCCGCUAAUCAUUCAAAUAGACAACAUAGUGCGAUCGGCGUGUCCUAUACCUAGCUCCCGGAUGCAAGAAGCGCUUAUAGACGCAUGCAGAAAGA
Molecule: messenger RNA, 1607 nt
Organism: Alternaria rosae
Lineage: Eukaryota; Fungi; Ascomycota; Dothideomycetes; Pleosporales; Pleosporaceae
Exons: 2
Coding region: 1-1566 (521 amino acids)
Source: RefSeq, a predicted model, not a curated record